CAACAACACAAUGGCCCGGACAGCUCUAGCAGAAAAAGCUCCGAAAGCUUCCGAUCGACCGCUACUGGAAGCAGCACCACAAAAUUGAAGAACCUCCUCCGAAGGCGACCACUGCCAAAAUAUCUCCGAGGCUCCAUUAGAAGACAUGCUGCCGCCGACAUUGAACCCGCACGAGUUGGUCGCGGUAUUUGGAAAGAUCAGCUGUUGAGCGAUCGGUCAUUCCGUACGAUGGCCAUGACGAUGAGCGCUCUUGCACUCGGUAUGAUUAUCCUGAUCGCGUGUAACAUCAAGCAUAUUGUCAACCGCACAAAUGUAGGCUCUACCUCCGUGGGUGGGGAGCCAGAUUCUUGCAAGAGGGUCACGCACACUAACACAGCUUGCCUACUCUUCAUCAACGUAUGCGCGACCAUGGUCCUGGGAAUGAGCAACACUUAUCAGCAAAUUGUCACUUCUCUUAGAAUAAGCGACUUAAGAUAUGCGUUGUCAAAAUUUGGAGACUCUAGAGUAGGAACAAAUUCGCCGUUGAACAUCCGGCAUAAGGAAAAAGGCAAGAAGCGCGCAUGGGCUGCGUGGUUCCUCUUAAUCUUCACAUCGAUGCCAGUACACUUUCUCGCAAACUCCCUCAUAGGCCCUUCAUAUACCCAGGAAUUACCUGAAGUUGUCGAGUUCAACCCUGUGGAUCUACCAGAACUUAACGUCACUUCAAUCAGCGAGUUGAGUGGUGGGCUUUAUUUGAACGGUGAUUUAUCGUUUCCAUGUUGGAGCGCAUUCCGGUACGGGCCUGACGACGACACUACUGCUCACUACCCGAUCCAUUUCGUCGACGUCUCGUCAAUGGACGAUGGUAUCUUUAACGAAUACCAGGAAAACUUCGACAUGUCUUGGCGCAAAAUGAUGGUUCACUAUACCACAGAAAAUUGUACACAAUAUAAUCAGACUGUCAAGAUCGAAGGAGUCAAUGAUCUUGAGACAAAAGAAUUAGUAUUUUCUCAAUAUUCCUAUCCAUCCGCUUAUAGGGCAGGCAAUUGUUCCAUGGGAGAGGAUGUCAUCUGUACGCUACACGAACAAACGGCAUCUAAAUGCCGUCUGAACGUCCGUAUGAGUGCCGCGUUUGUGCUCAUGGGCUGCUUGGUCAUUAAAGCGGUGUAC
Alternaria alternata is the source of this 1149-nucleotide messenger RNA. RefSeq lists its product as hypothetical. The transcript has 2 exons. Lineage: Eukaryota; Fungi; Ascomycota; Dothideomycetes; Pleosporales; Pleosporaceae. The record is from RefSeq and is a predicted model, not a curated record. The annotation marks the transcript as partial.